This is a messenger RNA of Orussus abietinus, 7415 nucleotides long. RefSeq names its product syntaxin-binding protein 5 (gene Tomosyn). NCBI's taxonomy places the organism in Eukaryota, Metazoa, Arthropoda, Insecta, Hymenoptera, Orussidae. Gene Ontology annotation, cellular component: SNARE complex; cytoplasm; plasma membrane. The coding region runs from base 1527 to 5636 and encodes 1369 amino acids. Gene Ontology annotation, biological process: regulation of protein secretion; regulation of exocytosis. The transcript has 23 exons. Gene Ontology annotation, molecular function: myosin II binding; GTPase activator activity; syntaxin binding. The record is from RefSeq and is a predicted model, not a curated record.
CUUCCUUGUAAGAGAGAUUCUCUUGGCUAUUAAGGGGAUUGCGCUUUACGCAUCCACAAAUCCGCGCACAUUCGAAAUCAGCCUUCGAAAUUUCAAAUGUAUGCAUAUAUGUACAUUCGACGUUUGUUUAUAACGGCUGGUAGCGGCUGUUUGAAGUUGUAAGAUUCGUAACCGAUAUUUGUAUCAAAAUGUGUAAAGGUGGAAGACCAAAAAGUAAAUUAUGGGAUGAAACAAAUAGGCAAGAUGGAUGUUUAUAACCUAGCGGAUACCGCACGCCCUACGUCUGUCUUGUCCGCCAUAUUUGAUACGUUUCUCCUGUUUUUCUACGUUUACUACGGUAAACUACUUGAUUUACGUAAUGUACGCGAAAAACCUCGAAAACCGCGGAAUUAGCCAAUCCAAGUCGAAAGCAGGGUUGGGCAGUGACGCGUAAUUCGCAGUGUUUUACGUAAAAUACGUAAGGGAAGUAUUUUACGUAAAAUCCAAGUAAAAUAGCCAAUAAAUUCCAGGACAAAGAUGGCGGUACUGUAACCUCACUUUUUCAAAACGGUCAAAGUAUACGCCACUUGUAAAUAAACAUUUUAGCCAAAAAAAGAAAGGAAUAAAUAGUAAUGGCAAAUUGGAGCGAACAUUAAAAAUAUCUGGGCUUCACAUUCCAUGGAUAAUUUUGAAUUUUAAGCGUAUCGGGAAUAAAAACCGCAAAAACGUAAAGUCCCCUAUUCGUGUAAUUUACCUAACGUAUGAAAUUCGUAAAGCAAAAUACCUAGUAAAUGACUGUAAAAAAACUAGGUAAAUUACCUAGGGUAUUUGACUUACCCAGCCCUGGUCGAAAGGGGCGGUAGUUGGGCGCCCUCGCCACAGAUGGCAGCAGGCGGCGCGCGAUUCGAAUUUGGCGGCGCGCGGCGUUCGAUCACAGCGGCAGAGUCGAGGGUGGCGCCGCGGCGCGGAGAGCUCGCAGUCGCUCCCGGCGCUCCAUGCGCGUAGAGCCUUCGACUUCGCGAGGGUCCACACACGAGCCUGUUGCCAGUUAUUGAUCUGACACGAUUAAACAACACCGCAUUGCUGUCAGCUACGAAAACACUCGGCACGCAGCUCCCGCUCGGCCGUAAGACAGGCGGAGAGAGUUGGCGCGUUCGUCCUCGGCGGCUCGGCGGCACAAAUGAUCCCGAUCCCGGACGCGGCUGGCGGCUCGCGGUGACGUCACCGUGCCUCCUCCAAAAUGUAGGACUCGCUCGGCUGCAGGGAAGUCGAGAGCCCAGCGAGGACCCGGCCGGGGCGAGACGACGUCGCCCCGCGGGGGAGAGCCGGGACCGACGGCAACGCCGCGCACCAUCGUCGAGACCCGUCGAGACUGGCCGAGACCCGCCGAGACCUGCCGAGACUUGCCGAGACCCGCCGAGACUUGCCGAGACCCGCCGAGACCCGUCGCGACCCGUCGCGACCCGCCGAGAUCCGCCGCCGACCCCGAGGAGGCAACACCGCGAGGCGGCCGACGCUCCUCGUCGCGGGUCAUCCCGGCCGACGCGAUGAAGAAGUUCACCUUCAAGGGCGUCCUCGACGGCUUCCGCUCCUCGGUCGCUCAACAGGUUAAGCCCGAGCAGGAGAUCGUCGAGAACCUCAGGCCGGACCACUUUCAGGCGAAAAAGACAUUCAGGCAUGGAUUUCCACAUCAGCCUACAGCUAUGGCGUUCGACCCGGUUCAAAGGCUCCUGGCCAUCGGCACCAGAUCCGGAUCCCUCAGGAUUUUGGGGACACCGGGGGUGGAUGCCCACGUGAGACACGAAGGUGGCUCGGCUGUGAUCCAGUUGCAGUUCCUAAUUAACGAAGGUGCCCUGGUCUCCGCAACCGCGGACGACACUUUACACCUGUGGAACUUUCGCCAGAAGAUACCGCAAAUUGUCCAGAGCCUCAAGUUCCAGCGAGAAAGGAUAACGUGUAUGCACCUACCCCUACAAAGCAAAUGGCUCUACGUCGGCACCGAGCGGGGCAACAUCCACGUAUUGCACAUCGAAACGUUCGUUUUGUCGGGCUACGUGAUCAACUGGAACAAGGCCAUCGAAGUAUCGAGGAAAACUCAUCCCGGUGCCGUGGUGCAUUUGAGCGAUAAUCCUUUAGACUUAAGCAAGAUGCUGAUCGGGUACGAGACCGGGCAAAUCGUUUUCUGGGACUUAAAGACCAAACAGGCGGAUUACAGGUGUCAGUCCGACGAACCACUCAGAUCAAUAUCUUGGCAUCACGACGGGAAACAGUUUAUGUGCAGUCAUACAGAUGGAUCCCUUUCCACGUGGACUCUGAGGAACACGAAGCCGAUAAACGUUACACAUCCCCAUGCAAAGUCAACAAAAGACGGGGAGCCAGAGCCUUGUAAAUCCAUUCAGAAAGUAGAGUGGAAGCUUUGCAGAUCGUCCGGAGAGGCGUAUAUAAUAUUUUCCGGUGGACUGGGUCAUUACAACCCUUUGAGGACGUCCAGCAUCACGGUUAUACAGGGAAAGACGACGACGGUGCUCGAGAUGGAGCAGAACGUGGUGGACUUUAUAACUCUGUGCGAGAGUCCCUGGAGCAGCGACUUCCAAGAUCCUUACGCAGUAGUAGUGUUGCUGCAAAACGACCUCGUAGUCAUAGAUUUACUGACACCUGGAUUUCCUUGCUUUGAAAACCCAUAUCCCAUGGACAUUCACGAAUCUGCUGUAACUUGCUGUGCAUAUUUCGCCGAUUGCCCGUCGGACUUGGUGCCGGCCUUCUAUUCGGUUGGUUCUAAAUCGCAGAAGAAAACCGGAUUCAGUGAAAAGGAAUGGCCAGUCUCUGGCGGAGAAUGGAGCCCCAAUUCUAGUAGUUACAAUGAGAUUAUACUUACUGGACACUCCGACGGUAGCAUAAAGUUCUGGGACGCAUCGGCUGGCACGCUGCAAGUCCUCUAUAAGCUAAAGACAGCAAAGCUGUUCGAAAAGACGAAAGCUCGCAGUUUAGAGACUGACGACGACCCGCUUGCGAUACAGCUUAUUUUCCUAUGUCCCGAGAGUCGCAAGCUCGCGAUAGCAGGCUCGGGAAAGCACGUCGUCUUGUUUAAGUUCAAGAAGGUCGAAGGGAUGUCGGAGGUGGUGACCCUCGAGGUGCCCUUCGUCUCCGACUUUACGAGGGAACAAGAAAGCUCGCCGGAUUACGAGCACCCCCCUAGUGGAAACGCCUCUGGCGAGGAGUCCAAGCACUCGGUAGAGUACAAUCAUCCCUUAAAAGUGAAAAGCGGUUUGCAAAAAAGGGCAGCGGGUUUCCAAGCUACCUUGAUCUGUCUAACGUUCGGGGCCAAUGGAGAACAACCUGAGAACAUAACCGCGCUCAGUUUAAAUUCUUCCUACGGCCUCAUGGCGUACGGGAGCGACUUAGGUAUCGUAAUAGUUGACAUUGUACAGAAGGUAUCGCUGCUGGUCCUGAGCACGGCGGACCUGGGGAAUAGCGGGGAUCCUCAUCAGCGGGCCCUGAGGAGUCCCAAGAGGCAGGACGAGACCAGGAAGGAAAAUGACGAUAAGGCAAGGAGUCCAAGCGUAGACCAGAUCCGUCAGACCCAGCAAGAAACGGCGUCAGAAACCGAGCACGUAGUCGCGGUAGAGGAGCCGGACGCGUCCCUUCAUCGUCCUCGGCAGCAACAACAAGAGCCCCAGCAGGAGACGCCCUACGGAACCGACGCCGAGAGGAGAGAAAACGCGGAAGACCCCGCAGGAGAUAUCCCCAAGGCGGGAAGUACCACCAGCGACGAGGAGGGCCGUAAAAACUACAGCUGGAAGGGGUUCAGCCUGAAACGACAGCUCAGCAAAGUCGAUCUCAAGAUCAAGCACACCUUCGCCUCGUCCUCCUCCCAAAAUGGGCAGGGAGGCGGCAACCCAGGUGCGUCCAUCCAGAAAGGGACGUCGGUGUUUUACUGCAACCCCGAGAUAUCCUCGCCCCUGUCCCCAGUCGAAAGCGUGGGCUCGGAGUCCUCUCCGUCGCCCGAGCAGCAUUCGCCAUCCGGGGAGACGACCCAACCAAGCCAGGAAGUCAGCUCCACCCCCUCGGAGGGGCAGACAGCCCAAGUCGAAGAGGACAAGGUGAAGCCGACUUCUAGCAAAAACUCGGCGACCAAGUCCGAGGCCGUCCGACCGGCGAAUCUCGCGCUCUUUCCUAGCGAGGCCAGCAAACCCAGCAAAUUGAAGCUGAUGAGGGGGAACAAGCCCAAGCGAGAAGGACGGCUGCUCUCGGUGCCUAAUAUUAAGUACCAGAAGGCCGAGGGGGCCACGCGCGACCUCAGGUGCGAGGAGGAGGCCUCGUCUUCUUCCGGUGUCGAGUCCUUUGCCGGAAAUCUUAUGAGAAGAUUCAUUAACCUUACGCUCUUUUUUGGGAAUGCUGGUCGGAUAGACAAGCCCGAUACCUCGUUCCAACGCUCUCGGAGCUCGAGUAUGUCCUCUUUGGAGAACAUCGCCUCAGAAACCAUCAGCUGCCUUACUUUUGCCGAUUCCUACACGAAGAAAAGUGAUUCCAGUGCUUUACCGACUUUAUGGAUUGGUACUUCCUUGGGAUCUGUACAAACGAUCGUUUUUAACGCGCCAACCUACAGUGAGCGACACACGCAACCCUUGACGAUUUCUACAUGUAAUGGCUCAUCCUUCAAGCUCAAAGGCUCCAUUCUAACAAUGUCCUUCCUGGAUUGCAAUGGGGCUCUGAUACCAUACUCUUACGAGCCCUGGAAAGACGAGAACCUAGACGGCAAGGAUCGCAACAAAAGCCAGGGAAAGGCGAACAGCAGGACGUCGUUAUUAUCCAGCUCGCAAACGUCUGGAUCAACUGGGUCGGAUGGAUUUGAGGACCGACAAUUUGUCGUAUUGACAUCGGAGAAACAAGCGCGGGUUGUGGCCCUUCCUUCGCAAAAUUGCGUCUACAGACAGCAACUGACAGACACGGAUAUAGUUAUCAAAGCUGAAAUCACAUCUCUGAAAGACAGUGUCUGCCUCGUGUGCUAUGUUUCAAGUGGUCAUAUAGCAACAUACAGUCUACCAAGUCUCAGACCGCUGAUAGAUGUCGAUUUUUUACCCUUACUGGAUUUGAGUUUUCAGACUACAAAACACGGCAUUGUAGACCCUAUAUUGUCCAUAUGGGGUCAUCAACUCUUUGUUAAUGGCGAUACCGAUCAGAUUGCGAGGACUCUUUGCUUCAGUAAUAAGGGUCAUGGGUUGUACCUUGCUUCACCCACGGAGAUUCAGAAGUUUACAGUGUCCAGCGAAUUCUGUUCCGAGCUGACAGAGAUGAUGGGAGAUAUUUUUAUCGCCCAUGACAUGCCAGAACCACCGAAGGAAAACUUCUUUAAAGGGCUAUUCGGUGGUGGAUCCAAAAGUAUAGAUCGCGAGGAGUUGUUCGGCGAGUCCAGCGGACGAGCAUCCCGAACCAUAGCGAAACAUAUACCAGGUCCGAACACCGAGAACAUCCGAGAACGCGUAACAAGCGCGACAGGUGAAAUCAGUAUGGCUCAUCAAAUGGUCCUGGAACGUGGUGAUAAACUGUCUCAGCUAGAGGAACGAACGGCACGCAUGAUGUCCGAAGCCGACAACUUUUCGCAGUCAGCCCACGGGCUUAUGCUCAAGUAUAAAGAUAAGAAAUGGUACCAGCUAUGAGGUACCAAUAAGAAGAAUCCUUACGAGAAGAAACGGUAGAGAGAGAUAAAUAUAAUGUAAUUUAGUAUUCACACCUCACCUGUGAGUUCUAUCGUAACUGUAGCACAUAUACCGACAUACACGAGCGGCAUGCGCGAGCGGCGAGCGCAUGCGCGACACAAAAGUAACACGCACACGACGUACUGGUCAAGAAAGUUGUUAUUAAGUAUGCGCACAUAACUUUAUGAAGAAGAAGAAGAAGAAAACAAACUGUAAUUAUAGUACAUACAUGAACUAGCGUGUGCACGCGUUUGCAUACGUUCAUAAUUGAGAACCACGUUCAUACAUAAUGCCUACUCUCCCACCUAACCUACGUACCUAUCUACUACCAACCAACCCGUAGACCUAACCUAACCUAACUAUCUACCAAUCUACCCUAUUCGCAUACAUAUUAUGCAGAAUUAAAGAAAUGGGGGGAGUGCGUAUGUAAGAUCUACGAAUCAGAUGUAAAAGUCAAUACAAGAACUUGUUUGAUAAUUCGCCUUUUAUUCAAUGACGCUCGUUAAUUCAUUCGGACGUCCCUGGGGAUGGCCAUUGGGUUCGUACCCCGAACAUUUGGGCUCUCUGUGAGACGAAGCAGUUGUCGGGCAUUUGGAAAAGGAAAUAAAGAACGACAAAAGAUCACUCCAUAUAUUUGCAAGCGCUAAUAAUUUGGCUCGCGUUAUUAAGAUUGGAAAAGACACAGAGACGCUACUCCGAAUGUAUUGACAAUAACUAUACUCGUAGUUUAUGUAAAAGAGAUGAGAACUGUGACCUAAACGUGAUAAUUGCGUUAACAGCACCGGUGGCUGAAAGGGACAAAACAUCUUGUUAGCAGGGCAUGCUAAGAGAGAGUUAUAGUUACUAAAAAAAAAAAACUGUAGUUAUCGCUAGAAAUGUUAUGUAUAUAAUGAUAUCGAUAUAGUAGAAGCAAACUGUGUGUUACAAAACGUUUACUUGAAAUGUGUCAUACGUUAAGCUACUCCGGUGUCGUGGCGUAUUCAACCAAGACGGUGCCACGUAACGGGAGAUGCGAAUAGUGUAAUUUUAUCUAUACGCAUAUAAUGGAUUACAUAACGACAAUAUAUAAUAAAUUUAAUUGAAUUUAUCGAAGCUCCGAAUCAUCGUACUGCUUCCAUAGCAAUAACUGUAUAGUCGAUGUUAACGAUAUAGUUGUCAUCCGCGCGGAGAAUAAUAUACGUUGUGCAAAGAACUUUAAUUAGUAUAAAUUCUGAAGAGCAUUUAAUUCUACGAGUAUAAAUUUUCUUGGACAAUAUAUUCAAUGAAUAUAAUUCCUUUUAAUUGUAUUAUAAAAUUGUUGCAAUGUAUAUUAAAGGUAUGACACAACCUGCAAAGUAUCGGAACUAAGUCUAGUUUAACGAUACGACGUAUUCUAUUUCAUAUGUUCGUUUUACCUUUUGUUUAAUUUUAUGUUUUAUAAGGUAGCUGUGUAACAUUGUCGUUAAUAUAGCGUUAUUAUACUUUAAGUUGUAUCAUACCAAAAGUUAUCCCAUUUUCUAAUAAAAAUGACUUACAAUGAUUGCACUUAAAGGUAGAUGGGUUGAAAACUAAAUAAAACUAUCAUAUUAACCAAGUAAAUUUAUACUUAAACUUUACUCGUAAUAUUGUGUCUUUUAUUUGUCCGUCGUAGUUAAAAAAAGGAUAAAAUUAGAUUCUCGCAGGGAUUGUAAACAGACCUGACUGUACACAUAUUACGGAUGGACAAACCCAGUAUUAUAAAUAAAUUUUAUCUUUAGCGAC